AGGCAGGCCAGAGUCAGUGACAGAGCGGAUCUGGAAUAGCAACGGUGGGCGAUCGACCUUUCCCAAACCUCAUCCCUUGGACCGCCCAGACACCAGUCGCCAUGCAGACCAGCCCGUCAACGACCCCUGCCACCCCAGCACUGCCGUCAGCCAAGCAGAAACAAACACCACUAUGGACCUAAGAAAUGGCCGGCCCCUCGACCCUCCUCCUCCUGCUACUCCCCCACCUCCCCUUCCUCCAGCCACAGCCCCGGUCAGCCCUGACCUUCCUCUCUCUUCUCUCCCCUUUCCGCCCCUGCCAGACAUGAGCCCCCAGCGGCCCACCACCCUCGCCCUGAAGACCCUGCCCCACCCCAGCACCGUCAAGCAGAACGGGGGACCCCCACCGGGCGUUAAUGAGGAAGAGGAGGAGAGGAAGGUGAUGGAGGAAGAUCUAAAAAAGUGUAUUGAGGAUUUUAGGAAGAUCAAAGUUCCUAAAGUCUUCCCUGACAAGAAGAGGCACUGGCAGAGCGACCUACUGAAGAAAUACAACGCCUAGGGGCAUUGACGUUACCACGGCAACCUAACAGACCCAACACAAUAAGAUAGUGUUUCUGUGCAUAUCAGGUUACAGUAGUAAGCAGUGUAUAUCAAUGCUUGGCUCGCAUAGUACUUGCAUUGAAAUGGCAUUGGACUUGAGAAGUCAGGCAUGCAUCAAACUCUACUAGACUACAUUGAUCACAGUAGAACCAUUUUUCAGUGGUUUAAUAUCACAUAAAGGCUAUUAUCACAUAAUGCUUUCUGGUUCAUGGUUCCAUAUACUCACCUUUACCCGAAGCAGGAACUAAGAGGACACCACAAUUAAGUGUCAACAACACAUGGAACGACUACCUUCACAGGCAAGUGCUGAUGAUGAAGAUAACAUGGACUUUACAUGUCAACAGAGUUGAAGUUGACGUGGAAUACAUCAAAUGGAUACUUUGUUGAUGGACUGGACAUCUAUAAUAUAAUCUACAGAGGACUACUAUGACUGAUAUGAGACUGGACAUCUAUAAUAUAAUCUACAGAGGACUACUAUGACUGAUAUGAGACUGGACAUCUAUAAUAUAAUCUACAGAGGACUACUAUGACUGAUAUGAGACUGGACAUCUAUAAUAUAAUCUACAGAGGACUACUAUGACUGAUAUGAGACUGGACAUCUAUAAUAUAAUCUACAGAGGACUACUAUGACUGAUA
This is a messenger RNA of Oncorhynchus gorbuscha (pink salmon), 1215 nucleotides long. RefSeq names its product chitin-binding lectin 1-like. The record is from RefSeq and is a predicted model, not a curated record. Lineage: Eukaryota; Metazoa; Chordata; Actinopteri; Salmoniformes; Salmonidae. The coding region runs from base 173 to 538 and encodes 121 amino acids. The transcript is spliced from 2 exons.